CUCCCGCCGCCAUGGACCCCCGCCGGCGCGCCUGGGCGCUGCUGCUGCUGGGCCCGGCCCUGGCGCUUGCGCUGGGGGGCGCGCCCGCCCCGGAGGCGCCGGAGAAGCUGUGCGGCCACCACUUCGUGCGCGCGCUGGUGCGGGUGUGCGGGGGCCCGCGCUGGUCCCCCGGGGACAGGCGGCCCGUGGCUGGCGGCGACCGUGAGCUGCUGCAGUGGCUGGAGGGACGACAUCUCCUCCGCGGGCUGCCGGCUGACGGGGACCCCUCGCUGGCACUCGCCCCACCGCCCCCGUCUCAGGCCUCUCGCCACCGCCACCACCGCCGGGCAGCUGCCACCAACCCUGCCCACCACUGCUGCCUCAGCGGCUGCACCCGGCAGGACCUGCUGACACUCUGUCCCCACUGAGCCCUCCUGGGGCGUGGCCUCGGGGGAGCCCAGGGCCCAGAGGGGUCUGGUCUGGCGAGCUCCUGAAGCCACGCGGCACCGUAAAGCCCCACGUCCCGGGGGACACUGAUGAUUAUCUUCUAGAACAGGGAGCUCACCACCUCUCCCAGGCCACUUGUCCUCUGUGGGGCCAACUGAGGACAAAAGCCACAACCCAACCCUGGCGGGGGCACCCUCAGUUUUAUGGCGAUGCCAGACACUGAGGG
Molecule: messenger RNA, 652 nt
Organism: Ceratotherium simum simum (southern white rhinoceros)
Lineage: Eukaryota; Metazoa; Chordata; Mammalia; Perissodactyla; Rhinocerotidae
Gene: INSL3
Product: insulin like 3
Biological process (GO): adenylate cyclase-inhibiting G protein-coupled receptor signaling pathway
Cellular component (GO): extracellular region
Molecular function (GO): G protein-coupled receptor binding; hormone activity
Source: RefSeq, a predicted model, not a curated record